This is a messenger RNA of Racocetra persica, 847 nucleotides long. NCBI's taxonomy places the organism in Eukaryota, Fungi, Glomeromycota, Glomeromycetes, Diversisporales, Gigasporaceae. The record is from the annotation of a GenBank genome assembly.
CUGAUUAUCCGGGUUUAAAUCCGAUAGUGACAUCUUUCAAAAAUGACAAUUCAACACACAAUACAAAAUUUAAAAAAGACACUCCAAAUUUACGGUCACUUCGAUUGUUAUUAAUAGAUACACUAACGGUUGAUCCCAUGAUAAAUGAAAUCAUAGCUGAAAAGUUUUUAAAUCCAUUAGGGGUAAAAUAUCCACUAGAUGUAAUAACACCAUUAAUUAGUUUACCAGAACAUGGAGGCAUGAUACUUAGUUUUGGUGAUUUAUUGGGAGUUAAAGGACUUGAUGAUCGUAAUGAAGGUCAAAGAGGAGUGAAAGAAUUUUUCUUGAGCAGGGAAGGGUUGAAAGAGAAUAAGGUUAUUAUAUGGUCUGGUGAGGGAGGAAAAAAAAAGGAUAAAAGGUUUAUAAGAGUUGGUGCAUUUGGAUUUGUAAUGCCAGAAGCAACCAUAGCAGUAGUAGAUCCAGAGACAAGAGCACUAUGUCUUCCGGAUACAGUAGGAGAAAUAUGGGUAGAUUCGCCUUCACUAUCUGGAGGGUUUUGGAAUUUAGCUAAUCAUACCGAAUCAAUAUUUCAUGCUCGACCAAUAUUCGUACCACCUGACACCUCAAAACCAGAAUAUUUUGAACAAGAAUUUCUAAGAACCGGGUUAUUAGGAUCAUUAAUUAACGGACAAUUGGUAGUAUUUGGAUUGUAUGAACAUAGAAUAAGACAAUUUAUUGAAAUUAAACCGGUAGAAGCUCCUAAAAAAUUAAAAGUAAUUAAUCGAGGGGAAGAUGAUAAUGAAGAUGGAAGUACUUAUAAUGAGGUGGAAGAAGAAAAAAAAUUGGAGAGAUGGAAAUUUCAUUAUAC